This is a messenger RNA of Gasterosteus aculeatus aculeatus (three-spined stickleback), 1034 nucleotides long. It is a transcript of the gene carhsp1, whose product is annotated as calcium regulated heat stable protein 1. The record is from RefSeq and is a predicted model, not a curated record. Lineage: Eukaryota; Metazoa; Chordata; Actinopteri; Perciformes; Gasterosteidae. Gene Ontology annotation, cellular component: cytoplasm. Gene Ontology annotation, molecular function: mRNA 3'-UTR binding. Gene Ontology annotation, biological process: regulation of mRNA stability.
ACUGAAAGGCAGCCCGCUGCUUUGACUGCGGCACGCGGCACUUCACUCCGGACGAGUCUCAGCGCAACAAACCAGACGGCAAAAGCCAAAAGCCACACAAAGUUUUCUUUUUGUCUCGUCGGACGCGUUUCACCGGCGAGUUGUUGAAGGGAACCGGGUGCUUAACGUCUUCUUCAGUGACCGACGCCCCUUUUGACUCCAUCGCCAUGUCAUCUCAGGCCACACCCAUCCAGGGGUCACGCCCCAUGACCCCACCGCUGAUCUCAGUGUCGCCAGAGUCCCUGCACCCUCCGGCCAGCAGACACAGAGACCGCUCGCCGUCCCCCAUGAGAGGCUACCUCGUCCCCAGCCCGCUGCCCACGCGCAGGAACAGGACCUACUCGGCAUCGACUCGUGCGGCAGAAGGUCCGGCGUUUACCGGCGUGUGUAAAUGCUUCUCCCGCUCCAAGGGCCACGGCUUCAUCACGCCAUCCGACGGGGGCGCCGACAUCUUCGUCCACAUCUCUGACAUCGAGGGCGAGUACGUGCCGUUGGAGGGCGACGAGGUGAGCUACAAGAUCUGCUGCAUCCCUCCCAAGCAGCAGAAGGUCCAGGCGGUGGAGGUGACCAUCACCCACCUCAAGCCGGGGAGCAAGCACGAGACCUGGGCGGGACGCGUCGUCAGCGACUGAGCGCUGUCCCUCAUCGGGGGCGUUUGGGGGGAGGGGUGAUGAUGAGUAGUUGGGUGGUCGGCUCUCCUGGGGGGUGAGUGAGUGACUGAAGGAAUAGAUGUUUAGCUCACACUAUACUACUUCUACUACUUCUACUGCUACUUUGGGAUUCAUAUGGGAGAGUUCAAGCCACAGUGAGGGUUAUCGUGGCGACGGCAGAGAGCUGUGGGUUUUGUUGGGGGGGUGUUCCGGUUUUACUGCGCGUCACUGCUUCUACCGAGAGGACCCGCUGCUCUGUUUGUGUCUGCUUUUACCGGCCUCCCGUCUGUAUUUCACCCUGUGGGGGGGGGCUGUAUGAGUGAAUUAAAGCUUAUUCAACCAGGA